AUGGCGUCCAAGACGACAGCCCCCUUCGGGGACUGGGAAUCACCUAUCUCAUUGGACUCUAUAGUAUCCAAGACAAGAUCACUCUCGGCACCACGAGUUAAUCUCGAAUCGGGAAGGGCCUUCUACGCCGAAAGUCGCGAAGAUGGGAGCACGACGAUUGUCGAGAUCCUCAAGAAUGGAAGAAAAGAGGUUCUUCCGGCAGAGUAUAAUGCCAAGAACUCUGUUUAUGAGUAUGGAGGCUCACCAUAUGCCGUUCUACCGGAUGAUCGCAUCAUAUUUUCCAACGAAGACAACACUGUUCAUAUUGUCGACCCUGAUAGCAUGAAAUGUUUCAAACUGGCUGGAGGCCCAAAGCUGAGAUACUCUAACUUUGAGGCAAAUCCGAAGUCUGACUGGGUGGUCGCCAACCAGGAGGACCACGAGCACGAUACCCCCGAUGGCGUUCGCAAUUACAUCGUGGCGAUCAAUACUCGAACAAAAGACACAGUGAAGAGGAUACUCGAUACUGCUGAUUUCUACUACGAGCCUUCAUUUAGUCCCGAUGGAUCAAAGCUUGCAUGGCUGGAGUGGAACCAUCCCGAGCUGCCUUUUGACGCAGCGAGACUUUAUACUGCAACAUGGCACGUCCAGGGUUCUAUAUCUGACAUUCGUCUCAUCGCAGGUAAGGACCGUGAAGGAGUCGCAGAGCCUAGAUGGGGUCCAGAUGGGUCCCUGUUCUUUGGCAAAGAGGUUGGUAAUUACCGUCGCUUGUUUCAUAUCUUUCCAGGCAGCGAUGAGCAGCAGGAAGUGAAUGUGAAGGGCCUGGACAAUGCUGAGUUUGGCGAACUAAGGUGGUUCCAAGGAUGUCAUACCUAUGUACCUUUGUCUGAACGACAGCUUGUUGCCGCCCCUGUCAUUCUUGGACAAUCCAGAGUGGUUCUCAUUGACCUGGAGUCUAAAUCUUGGAAUGACAUUGGCGACACUGGACGCUUAUCCGAAGUGAACCUGGACGCGGUAGCUCGACUAAGCAAUACUUCAGUUCUUGUCAUUGGAGCUGGUGACACUACUGGAAAGGCUCUGUAUCAAAUUGACGUUGAAGGCACAAGCCAAAUCAAGGAAUUACGAAGUUCCACAGACGACAGCUUUCCCGAAUCCUUUUGUUCCAAGCCCUUAUUGAAAUCUAUCCGAUCAAAGGGACUUCCCGAACGGGAACUGCAUGGCUUUCUCUGGCUGCCUCAUAACCCCGACUACCAGGCACCAGAAGGGCACCUUCCUCCUCUCAUUAUGAUCAGUCAUGGCGGCCCGACAUCAUACCUAGGUCCAGGCCUUAAACCGCGCGUUCAGUAUUUUACCUCGAGAGGUUAUGCGGUUCUGGCUUUCAACUACAACGGCUCGUGUGCUCAUGGAAAGGCAUACCGCAAUGCUCUCUGGGGAAACUGGGGGUUGGUGGAUUCAGACGAUGCUGCCGAGUUUGCAGAUAAUCUGACAGAGACUGGCCAAGUAAGGGCUGGGGGGGUUGGAAUAACCGGUGUCAGUGCAGGAGGAUACAACACCCUUCGAAGCUUAACCCGUCAUGCAAAGACAUUUGCUGGUGGAGUUUGUCUCUCGGGUGUAAGUGACAUCAAACGUCUGGAUGACUCGACGCACAAGCUGGAAUCCGACUAUACGGACCACUUGGUCUUGGCAACAGAUGUAGAUGGAAGCGAAAAGGACAAGAUAUGUCGCGAGAGAAGUCCCUUAUUUGAAGCCCACAAGAUCACGGCUCCACUGCUGCUUCUGCACGGUGGUGCGGACAAGAUCACGCCGCUGGACCAGGCUUUGGAGAUGGCUAGUGCUAUUGAAAAGGCAGGUGGCGAGGUUGAACUGAUAGUUGUGGACAGCGAAGGUCAUGGAUUUAGUCAGCCGAAGAAUGUGAAGCUCUGGCUGGAGGAGGAAGAGAAGUGGUGGAGAAAGACAUUGUUGAAGGGAUAA
This is a messenger RNA of Fusarium pseudograminearum CS3096, 1950 nucleotides long. RefSeq lists its product as uncharacterized. The record is from RefSeq and is a predicted model, not a curated record. NCBI's taxonomy places the organism in Eukaryota, Fungi, Ascomycota, Sordariomycetes, Hypocreales, Nectriaceae. The transcript is spliced from 3 exons. Gene Ontology annotation, molecular function: serine-type peptidase activity. The coding region runs from base 1 to 1950 and encodes 649 amino acids. Gene Ontology annotation, biological process: proteolysis.